AUGUUUACAACAGCACGUCCUGACACCUUGUUCUUGGGUGCCCAGAAAGUUAGUGGUGAUGAUGUUCGUACUCAAACAGUAUUAGCCGCACAAACCGUUGCCAAUGUUGUAAAAUCAUCGCUCGGCCCUGUUGGCUUGGAUAAGAUGUUGGUUGAUGACAUUGGAGAUGUCACCGUGACGAAUGAUGGUGCAACAAUUUUAUCUCUUUUGGAUGUUCAACAUCCAGCGGGCCAAAUCUUGGUUGAGUUGGCUCAACAGCAGGACCGUGAAGUUGGAGAUGGUACAACUAGUGUUGUACUUAUUGCUGCUGAGUUGUUGAAGAGAGCCCAUGAAUUGGUGAGAAACAAGAUCCACCCUACUACAAUCAUCAGUGGGUACAGAUUAGCGUUAAAAGAAGCCAUUAGAUAUAUCAAUCAAACAUUAUCGCAAAGUGUCGACACAUUGGGUAAAGAGACGUUGGUCAAUAUCGCCAAGACUUCAAUGUCUUCAAAGAUCAUUGGAUCUGACUCUGAGUUUUUCAGCAAGAUGGUUGUUGAUGCAAUGCUUGCUGUUAAGACAACAAAUGGGAAAGGAGAGGUGAAGUACCCUGUCAAGGCGGUUAAUAUAUUAAAGGCACAUGGUAAAUCAUCAUUGGAAUCGGUGUUGGUCAAUGGAUAUGCAUUGAAUUGUACGGUUGCAUCACAGGCAAUGGUGAAGCUGGUCAAGGGCGCCAAGAUUGCUUGUUUGGACAUCAAUUUGCAAAAAGCAAGAAUGGCGAUGGGUGUGCAAAUCAAUAUCGAAGACCCAGAUCAACUUGAAGAGAUUAGGAAAAGAGAGUAUGGUAUAAUUAUUGAGAGAAUACGCAAAAUUUUGGCAAGUGGAGCCAAUGUUGUGUUGACCACCAAAGGUAUCGAUGACUUGUCGCUAAAGGAGUUUGUUGAAAACGGAUGUAUGGCAGUUAGACGUUGUAAAAAAGAAGAUUUAAGGAGAAUUGCUAGAGCCACUGGAGCUACUUUAGUAUCGUCAUUGAGCAAUUUAGAGGGUGAUGAAACAUUUGAUGCUAGUAAUUUGGGUUAUGCCGAAGAAGUGGAACAAACAAGAAUCAGUGAUGAUGAAUGUAUCUUGAUCAAAGGUACAAAGCAACAUUCUUCAAGUUCGAUAAUCUUGCGUGGUCCAAAUGAUUAUUCCUUAGAUGAGAUGCAAAGAUCAAUCCAUGACUCGCUAAGUGUUGUUAAACGGACAUUAGAGAGUGGGAAUGUCGUACCCGGAGGAGGAGCAGUUGAAACUGCGUUGAACAUAUACUUGGAGAAUUUUGCAUCCACCGUUGGAUCAAGAGAACAAUUGGCCAUUUGGGAGUUUGGCUCAGCCUUAUUAAUUAUCCCAAAGACAUUGGCACUGAAUGCGGCUAAGGAUGCGUCAGAGCUCGUGUCAAAGUUGAGAACGUAUCAUGCAAUGUCACAGAUGGCUAAACCAGGAGAUGAGAAGAAGAGAAAAUACAAGAAUUACGGAUUGGAUUUGAUCAAUGGUAAAGUUGUUGAUGAAGCCACACAUGGUGUUUUGGAGCCCACUAUCUCCAAGAUCAAGUCAUUGAAGUCAGCAUUGGAGGCAUGUGUUUCUAUCUUGAGAAUUGAUACAAUCAUUGAAGUGCAUCCAGAACCGCCAAAGGAGGAUCCUCACGGACAUGAUCAUUAG
This is a messenger RNA of Lodderomyces elongisporus, 1671 nucleotides long. It is a transcript of the gene TCP1, whose product is annotated as chaperonin-containing T-complex alpha subunit. The record is from RefSeq and is a predicted model, not a curated record. Gene Ontology annotation, molecular function: ATP-dependent protein folding chaperone; ATP hydrolysis activity; ATP binding. Gene Ontology annotation, cellular component: chaperonin-containing T-complex. The coding region runs from base 1 to 1671 and encodes 556 amino acids. The transcript has a single exon. Lineage: Eukaryota; Fungi; Ascomycota; Pichiomycetes; Serinales; Debaryomycetaceae. Gene Ontology annotation, biological process: protein folding.